This is a messenger RNA of Trichoderma harzianum CBS 226.95, 942 nucleotides long. RefSeq lists its product as hypothetical. The record is from RefSeq and is a predicted model, not a curated record. The coding region runs from base 497 to 787 and encodes 96 amino acids. Lineage: Eukaryota; Fungi; Ascomycota; Sordariomycetes; Hypocreales; Hypocreaceae. The transcript is spliced from 3 exons.
CUGUGCGACGACCCGUACCAAUGACGACGCACAAAAGGAAAAUUCGCUGUCGUGCGACCGAAAACCCGCAGUGUAGAGGUAGAAGCUUAUGUCCUUCGGAGCCUGUGUUUCCCCGUCUUAUUCUACACUUUAAGCUUAUCCGGACAACAGCUUCUAUAAUAGGAAGUAGUAGCGGAUCGCUCCCUAGACUCUCCACUUUCUUAGCAGACGCGAAAGACUCACAGCGAUCGCCAUGGUGGUUUGAAAGCAGCUAGUAUGACCUUUUUUUCAGCUCAAUUUCUUCUUAGGCAAGCGAAUAUGACCAUCCAAUAUGUAUUAAUAGAUUAGCAGAACUUGAAAACGGAGUAUUUGCUGAAUUGGUUGGCUGAUGCGCUUUCGAAACCGGGCGAUGACCCGCCGUCUGGAAAGAUAUAUAAAGAGUCUAUCUCCCAUGUAUCUUGAGAUAUUCUACAACUCUUAAAGCAAUCGAUAUAUAAAUCCUUGACCAUUUACCAACAUGAAGACCGCUACUACAAUCCUCUGCGUGGCCCUUCCUCUUCUCGCCAGCGCGGAGAUGUGCAAUGUCUUCAACAACGACGGCCCGGUGCACUGCAGAAGCAGCCCGAAAUUUAGCGCCAAAUCAGUCACCACGAUUGGUGACGGAGAUGCUUGGGACUUUUCCUGCUAUAAGUCGGGAGACUGCUACGAAGGAGUUUGUUCCUGGGACUAUAACUGGGAAUUGAAGUGCUACAUCAAUGGAUUUUAUACUUCAGACCAGUGCAAUUCCAAAAAUCUCCCCAAGUGUUAAUGAGUAUAAGGGAUGUAUUAAGUAUGUGCCUGGAGGACAUAUGAUAGGAGUUGAAUGUAAACAUGAAUAUGAAACUAUAUAUCCAGAUAUAAGCAAAUGUCGAAGGCGAUUCAUUUGCGUGUGAAGCCGAAUAUAAAAUGUGAAUACCUAUUCAG